This is a messenger RNA of Cuscuta europaea, 635 nucleotides long. NCBI's taxonomy places the organism in Eukaryota, Viridiplantae, Streptophyta, Magnoliopsida, Solanales, Convolvulaceae. The record is from the annotation of a GenBank genome assembly.
GAAGGGUCAAAAUUGUUUCUCGAAAGCCACUUAGCCCAUGAAAUAAAUCUAAUUGUUUAUGAUAAUCGGGUCUGAAUAUUAUUUCUAAUCAAUCUUCUUGCAAAUCCGUUGGAUUUCCGUCAAUCGGGAAAACAAUGAGUUCUGCAGGUUCCGGCAGAGGCAAGCCCAAGGCCGUCAAAUCUACGUCCCGAUCUCACAAGGCCGGCCUACAAUUCCCCGUCGGCAGAAUCGCGCGUUUUCUCAAAGCUGGUAAGUACGCCGAUCGUGUUGGCGCCGGCGCCCCUGUCUAUCUCGCCGCCGUUCUCGAAUAUUUGGCCGCCGAGGUACUGGAAUUGGCGGGGAAUGCGGCGAGGGAUAACAAGAAGAACAGGAUUGUUCCUCGCCAUAUUCAGCUGGCGGUGAGGAACGACGAGGAGCUCAGCAAGCUUCUGGGUGACGUCACCAUUGCAAACGGCGGCGUUUUGCCCAACAUCCAUCAACAUCUCUUGCCCACCAAGAAAGGGAAGGGCGAUAUCGGUUCUGCCUCGCAGGAAUUUUAGGUGUUAUACUCCGUAUCUUUUUCUUCUUUUCAUUCAACUUAAAUUUCGACGCUACUAGUCUUAUAUGACCAUCACAUUUACCCCCCCAAAAUCCCA